AUGGCGGGGCUCAUCUCUCCAAAGCCAGUUUCCUACAUGCACACCUUGCAAUACAACGCGUACCAGCGUGGGCUCGGCGGGUACAACGACACGCCGAACCCAGGUCUCGCCCAUUUGACACAGUCUACCGCUGCGUUCGUCGGGCACUCCCCCGCGACCAAUGAACAAACGAAAAUAUACGCCUUGGUGAUUGAUCUGCUCGAUGCCAAUACGAGGGAGAGCGCUUUGCUGGAACUGAGCAAGAAGAGAGAGCAGUAUGAUGACCUGGCAUUUGUGCUCUGGCAUUCGUUCGGUAUUAUGCCGGCGCUCUUGCAAGAGAUCGUCUCGGUCUAUCCUCUGCUCACUCCGCCUAACCUUACCGCCCAUGCCUCCAACCGGGUCUGCAACGCCCUUGCGCUCCUGCAAUGUGUCGCUUCCCACCCAGACACGCGCCAGCUCUUUCUCAAUGCUCAUAUCCCCCUUUUCCUAUACCCCUUCUUGAAUACUACUUCGAAGACCCGUCCAUUUGAAUACCUCCGUCUCACUUCACUCGGCGUUAUCGGUGCUUUGGUCAAACAAAACGACAACAACACUGUCAUCCACUUCUUGCUUUCGACGGAGAUCAUCCCACUCUGCCUGCGCAUCAUGGAGACCGGUUCCGAGCUUUCAAAAACUGUGGCGAUCUUCAUCGUGCAGAAAAUCCUCCUUGAUGAAACCGGAUUGACCUACAUCUGCCACACUUAUGAGCGCUUCUAUGCUGUCGGCACGGUGUUGAGCAACAUGGUCAACCAGCUCGUCGAGACGCAGGCUGUGCGGCUUCUCAAGCACGUCGUGCGUUGCUAUUUGCGACUCAGCGACAACAUGAGAGCAAGAGAGGCACUACGACAAUGCCUUCCGGAGCCCUUGCGUGACCAGACGUUUAGCGCAUUGCUGAAGGGUGACAUGGUCACGAAGAGAUGCUUGAAUACUCUACUGAACAACCUCAACGAACAAUAG
Molecule: messenger RNA, 975 nt
Organism: Laetiporus sulphureus 93-53
Lineage: Eukaryota; Fungi; Basidiomycota; Agaricomycetes; Polyporales; Laetiporaceae
Product: Rcd1-domain-containing protein
Exons: 6
Coding region: 1-975 (324 amino acids)
Biological process (GO): negative regulation of translation; mRNA catabolic process
Cellular component (GO): CCR4-NOT core complex; P-body; CCR4-NOT complex
Source: RefSeq, a predicted model, not a curated record